AUUCAGUUCUGUGCUUCUCACCGUACAACUAACAACGUUCACCAUGGCCGGAUACGAUGCCGAAGAGUUAAACGCGCUCGCUUGGCUCGACGAUAUUUUUUUCGAAAAAGCGCUACAAAAUUCUGAAAAUGAUCCAUCCAUAGCAAUAAUCGAAGUCGGUAAACUACAACCUACUGGUGAAAGUGCUCACUUUGGCAGUAUUAUGUUACGUACAACAGUGCGGUAUCGGUCAAAUCGCCUACCGGAAGAGCAAGCGAUUAGUCUAAUAAUCAAAGCCAAGCCGACAGCUGAGGGAUUCAGGAAAGAAAUCACGAAGGAUAGUGACCUGUUCAAAACGGAAAUCAGAAUGUACAGUGAAGUUUUGCCAGCAAUGGCAAAAUUGUUAGAAGAUGUUGGUGAACAUCUGGAAAUUCCAAGGCUAAUAAAUAUUUCCAUGGAGCCUACAGUUCUACUUGUGUUGGAGGAUUUGUCACCCAAAGGAUGGAAAACUGGUGACGAAUGCGUUCAAAGUUUCGAAGAAGCGCUCUUCACUGUGCGAAACAUAGCAAAGUUCCACGCUACGUCCUACUAUCUUCAACAGACAAAUGUUGAUCUAACAGACUUCAGUUUAACUGAAUUCGUGAAUAGCGGACCAAUACUAGCCAUUUAUGACAGAGGAUUCGACGACUUUUUCAAUGGAAUUAAAAAGUGGCCAGGAAUCGACUUAUACAUCGACAAAUUGAAGAAACUUAAAAGUUCUUUCGAGAAGCAUUGGCGACAAGUCUACGCAGUAAAUCCCGCAACGGUAGGGUACAAUGUGCUGAACCAUGCCGAUUUCCAUUGGAAAAAUUUGAUGCACAUAAGAAAUUCAGAAGGUCGUAUCGUCGAUUCUUUGAUGCUUGACUAUCAGAACUGCCACUGGGGUUCGCCUGCUAUCGACGUGUUGUCAAUGAUAGACUGCAUCGUAGACAAUGGAACAAAAACGGCGCAUAGGAACGAGUUUAUUUACGAGUAUCAUCAACACUUUUCUAUGAUAUUAAACAAAAUUGGGUUUUUGGGAAAAAUUCCAAGCCUUGUCGAUUUGCAAAUAGAAAUUCUACGAAAGGGCUUCAUCGAACUAAUGCAAUCCGCUAUUAUGGAGUGGUGCAAACAUACCGAGCUGACAGAACCAACCAUAGAUAAAUGUGAAGCUGAAGAGCUUGAUGUUAAACCGUGUUACUAUAAUGAAAAAUUCCAGAGCCUCAUCCGUGCUGAAUUGGCAUCGCUGUUGCAUCGAGGAAUAAUGGAUCCACAAUAAACUAUGGCAUCCAGUAAGUUUUCUAUAUUCUGAUAUUUUGUACGACAUAAGCAGAACAGAAUCCGGAACAACACUUAAACCUUCUUACUUAAAUUCCAUUGAAAACAAUAUUUAGCAAAAAAAAAAAUGCUGCAAUAACAAAAUCGCAAUUCGCAUAUGUCUAAGCCAUUAAUAUUGAAUAAGAUAGAAUAAAACAUUGAAUAAAAGGCCCAUAUAAGCCACAAACAACGUG
Messenger RNA from Armigeres subalbatus, 1508 nucleotides. RefSeq lists its product as uncharacterized. NCBI's taxonomy places the organism in Eukaryota, Metazoa, Arthropoda, Insecta, Diptera, Culicidae. The transcript has 4 exons. Bases 44 to 1276 code for a protein of 410 amino acids. The record is from RefSeq and is a predicted model, not a curated record.